Guillardia theta CCMP2712 is the source of this 597-nucleotide messenger RNA. RefSeq lists its product as hypothetical. The transcript is spliced from 10 exons. NCBI's taxonomy places the organism in Eukaryota, Cryptophyceae, Pyrenomonadales, Geminigeraceae. The record is from RefSeq and is a predicted model, not a curated record. Bases 1 to 597 code for a protein of 198 amino acids.
AUGCUGAUCGGGGCCCGGCGUCUCAGGAAGCUGAGAGAGGAGAUCUCCAACGAGUGGCGGGAAGAUCUGAUGCUGUUCGACAAGGAGUCGAACGAGAUCUGGCGAGGAUACCUCGAGAGAGUGAGAGAGAAAGAGGACAAGAACGCUCACAUGCAGUUCCCAGUCUUUGCCCACGACGUGUCAGACAGCAACUGUGGGACGAACUACAGGGGAGGGAACUACGAUCUGCUGAAGCGGUUGUCAACUUUUCUUGCGAUCAAGAAAUUCAUUGCCGAGAAGAAGCGGGGGAACAAGAACGAGCAAACCAGUGCUGAUUGGCUCGAUCGUAUGCUAAUGGUGCAUGGGACAGAUUUUGAAGGAGACGCUGGUUAUGAUGUCGAUCGCAACUUCAUGCAGAUGCUGCUCAAUCAGUCGCCGAGUUUCGUUCGUAACGCAAACGAUGAGAGCCUGGCGCUCGUGGAUCCUGUCGCUGUGGUCGAGCAGUUGCUCGAGUCAAGAUGUGAAAUCGCAAAAACAUGGUGCAAGGAAUUAGAGGACGUGCCAUCAGAUCACACAGAAAUUGCGAGGAAACUGCUUCUUGAACAGCUGAAAGAUUAA